CUCGGGAUGUAGCAUCCCGGCAUUGUAGGGAUCAACAAACAUGAAAAAGUGUUUAAAACAUUAAUGUUGAUCGCUCACACUCUGCCGCUUCAGAGUAAGGUAACAGUCGUACAGGCCAUUUAUCAUGAGGAAAUCAAUGUCAAAACUGCAUUUAUGAAAAUCACUGCCCUCAACACAUUGUGUUUCAUUAUUCAAAUGACUGUAGUUGCUGAAGCAGACACGCUGACAACCACGGCCCCAGACGUGUCUACCGCUCAGCACCAGGUCACUACCGUGCGUCCAGCGAACGUGUCAACAGAAGUAGACACCGUCCCGGAACCGUCAAGUGAACCAGAAUCAGACGUGCAUGUGAUACCGGAAACGGAAACAUAUCAAAACAAAACGUCAUCGAUAAUACCACAUGAAAAUGAAACAGAACCGACGAAUUCUCUGACAACUAUUACGUCAAAUUCUGAAUCAAUUACCUCGUCAUCCGAACAAUCAAGUUCACAGUCUGAGCCGGAUUCAGUUACUUCAGAACCAGAAAGUUUAGUAACAAAUACUCAGGUCGGUGAACAAUCUGUAAAUAAUAAUGAGGACGAGAAAGAGAGCAGUGAACCAGAAAAAAUAAUAGAUCCGUUUCCUGGAACAUCAGAACCAGUGCCUGGAACAUCAGAACCCGAAACUGUAACAUCAGAACCGGAAAGUGUAAGUUCAGAAACUGUAACGUCAGAACCGGAAAGUGUAAGUUCAGAACCCGAAACUGUAACUUCAGAACCAGAAAGUGUAACUUCAGAACCAGAAAGUGAAAGUUCAGAACCCGAAACUGUAACAUCAGAACCCGAAACUGUAACUUCAGAACCAGAAAGUGAAAGUUCAGAACCCGAAACUGUAACAUCAGAGCCGGAAAAUCUAAGUUCAGAACCCGAAACUUUAACUUCAGAACCCGAAAGUGCAAGCUCAGAACCCGAAACUGUGACAUCAGAACCCGAAAGUGUAAGCUCAGAACCCGAAACUGUGACAUCAGAACCCGAAAGUGCAAGCUCAGAACCCGAAACUGUAACAUCAGAACCGGAAAGUGCAAGCUCAGAACCCGAAACUGUAACAUCAGAACCGGAGAGUGCAAGCUCAGAACCCGAAACUGUAACGUCAGAACCGGAAAGUGUAAGCUCAGAACCCCAAAAUGUGACAUCAGAACCGGAGAGUGCAAGCUCAGAACCCGAAACUGUAACUUCAGAACCGGAAAGUGUAAGUUCAGAACCCGAAACUAUAACUUCAGAACCGGAAAGUGUAAGCUCAGAACCCGAAAUUGUAACAUCCGAACCGGAAAGUGUAAGUUCAGAAACCGAAACUGUAACUUCAGAACCAGAAAAUGAAAGUUCAGAACCCGAAACUGUGACAUCAGAGCCGGAAAAUGUAAGUUCAGAACCCGAAACUUUAACUUCAGAACCCGAAAGUGUAAGCUCAGAACCCGAAACUGUAACGUCAGAACCGGAAAGUGCAAGCUCAGAACCCCAAAAUGAGACAUCAGAACCGGAAAGUGCAAGCUCAGAACCCGAAACUGUAGCAUCAGAACCGGAGAGUGUAAAUUUGGAACCCGAAACUGUGACAUCAGAACCCGAAAGUGCAAGCUCAGAACCCCAAAAUGUGACAUCAGAACCGGAGAGUGCAAGCUCAGAACCCGAAACUGUAGCAUCAGAACCGGAAAGUGUAAGUUCAGAACCCGAAACUCUAACUUCAGAACCGGAAAGUGCAAGCUCAGAACCCGAAACUGUAGCAUCAGAACCGGAAAGUGUAAGCUCAGAACCCGAAAUUGUAACAUCCGAACCGGACAGUGUAAGUGCAGAACCUGAAACUGUAACAUCAGAACCGGAAAGUGUAAGCUCAGAACCCGAAACUGUAACAUCAGAACCCGAAACUGUAACUUCAGAACCAGAAAGUGAAAGUUCAGAACCCGAAACUGUGACUUCAGAACCAGAAAAUGAAAGUUCAGCACCCGAAACUGUGACAUCAGAGCCGGAAAAUGUAAGUUCAGAACCCGAAACUGUAACUUCAGAACCCGAAAGUGUAAGUUCAGAACCAGAGCCUGUAACAUCAGAACCGGAAACUGUCACUUCAGAACCGGAAAAUGUAAGUUCAGAACCUGAAAUUUUAACAUCAGAACCGGAAAAUGAAAGUUUAGAACCCGAAACUGUAACAUCAGAACCAGAACCUGCAACAUCAGAACCGGAAAGUGCAAGCUCAGAACCCGAAACUGUGACAUCAGAACCGGAAAUUGUAAGUUCAGAACCCGAAACUCUUACAUCAGAACCAGAAAGUGUUACUUCAGAACCGGAACCCGUAACGUCGGAACCUGUGAUACCGGAUUCUGAACCAGGUAGACCGCCGGAAACACCAGAAACCGAUACUGAAGGAAGAGAAAUCAAAACAACGGAUGAACCUGAGCCUGAACCGCCGGGUCUGUCAGAUGAAUCUCCUACGUCAGAACCUCGGCCGGAAACAGAUGGUGAAGACGGAGAAAUAACGCCGUCUUCUGAACCGGAGACUGAUCCCGAGGUCGCUAUUGUUCCACAACCGGAAGUCAUUAUAAGUGAACCAGAAAAUGGAUCGGACACAUCCUCUGAACCAAUGAGUGGUGCGGAGCCUCUGGCGGAACCUGAAAGUUGGCCCGAACCAGGUCCCGACUGGAGCACAGCGUAUUCUGUUUGGGGACCAGCAUGGCCCAGUCACGUCUUUAUAUUUGGGUUGUUAUUUUUGAUUCUCUCAACAACGACGAUUGCAUUCCUUGUGAUACUUUUCUAUGAAACUAAGGGAGCAUUGCGUGGAAAACUAACAGUUUCCCUUUUGUGUAUGACGCUGUUUUUCACAUUCUCACGGGCAGUAUCUUUGCUGUCCUGACCCCUACUCUACAGCCGGAACCAUACCCUGGAUCGCCUCACGACUUAUAUGGUCUUUUGCAUAUCCGGCCAUUACUUCUGCUUUCAGUCUUAUCCUUCUUGUACUGCUAGACACCACACGA
Messenger RNA from Pecten maximus, 2998 nucleotides. Its product is annotated as proteoglycan 4-like. NCBI's taxonomy places the organism in Eukaryota, Metazoa, Mollusca, Bivalvia, Pectinida, Pectinidae. The coding region runs from base 64 to 2877 and encodes 937 amino acids. The record is from RefSeq and is a predicted model, not a curated record. The transcript has a single exon.